CCAAGCCCAGGAGGGAGGAGGAAAGGGGGGCGGAGCGGACGAGCUGCCUCCGCCGCGGACUGGAGCCACCACCGAGCCCCGAGCAGGGAAGGCAGGCGAGGCGAGCGGCCACUGAGGAGCCGCAGGAAGGGAGCGGGCGGGCGGCUCGGCUCGCCCCGGCAGGCAGCAGCAACGACGGGUCCCUUAGAGGGAGUUCGGGAAGACCUCUAGCAGGUGCUGUCAACACUGAUGAGAGAUUUUAUAUGCCAAGACUGUCAGUAUUUGAAUAGACCACAUCAUGCGUGAGUACAAGCUAGUGGUCCUUGGCUCAGGCGGCGUGGGGAAGUCUGCUUUGACUGUACAGUUUGUUCAGGGAAUUUUUGUUGAAAAAUAUGACCCUACCAUAGAAGAUUCCUACAGAAAGCAAGUGGAAGUAGACUGUCAACAGUGUAUGCUUGAAAUCCUCGAUACAGCAGGAACAGAACAAUUUACAGCAAUGAGGGAUCUCUAUAUGAAGAAUGGUCAGGGUUUUGCACUAGUAUAUUCUAUUACAGCACAGUCUACAUUCAAUGACUUACAGGACCUGAGGGAACAGAUCUUACGGGUCAAAGACACUGAAGACGUUCCCAUGAUUCUGGUUGGCAAUAAAUGUGAUCUGGAAGAUGAACGCGUAGUUGGCAAAGAACAGGGACAGAACUUAGCAAGACAGUGGUGUAACUGUGCCUUUCUAGAGUCAUCUGCGAAGUCUAAAAUCAAUGUUAACGAGAUUUUUUAUGAUCUCGUCAGACAGAUAAAUAGAAAAACACCAGUGGAAAAGAAGAAGCCUAAAAAGAAAUCAUGUCUGCUGCUCUAGACCCACAGCACGCAGCAGCUCUGAGCCAGAUUACAGGAAUGAAGAACUGUUGCCUAAUUUGGAAAGUGCCAGCAUUCCAGUACUUCAAAUAACUACACCAUGAAUUAACAACAUAUCUGAAGAGGCUUCUGUUUUUAUAUAUUAUGUGAAGAAUUUAGAUCUUAAAAUGGUUUGCACAAAGGUCCCUGGGGAAAAAAAGAAAAAGAAAAUUGCUCUCUGUAUAUCUCUUGGAAAUUAAAGACAAUAGUACUUCUCCUUUGCAAUAGCAGUUAACAGAUGUGAUAAUAAAUAUAAUUGACUCUAGUUGUAUGAUUAUACAAAAGAGCAUGGAUGCAUUUCAAAUGUUAGAUAUUGCUACUAUAAUUUCAUAUUGACCUCUUACCAUAAUUUUUCUCCCAUCAAGCACUAAAAAUGGUCAGUCAUUAAUACUUUAUAUCUAUCAAGAUAGAUAUAACUACACAAAUUUUACCCUUUGAACUCACUGCAACAAAUAACUUUCCAAGUCAUUGACUUCAUUUUAUAUUUAAAAAGUUAUGGAAUAUCAUUAUUUUCAUUCUGCCAUUAUAUUCUAAUUAAAAUUGUGCAUAAUGCUUUGGAAAAAAUGGGUCUUUUAUAGGAAAAAAACUGGGAUAACUGAUUUCUAUGGCUUUGAAAGCUAAAAUAUAUAAUAUACUAAACCAACUCUAAUAUUGCUUCUUGUGUUUUACUGUCACAGAUUAAAUUACAGCUUUUAUGAAUGAUUAAAUUUUAGUACAUUUUCA
Elgaria multicarinata webbii is the source of this 1593-nucleotide messenger RNA. It is a transcript of the gene RAP1A, whose product is annotated as RAP1A, member of RAS oncogene family. Gene Ontology annotation, cellular component: plasma membrane. The record is from RefSeq and is a predicted model, not a curated record. The transcript is spliced from 9 exons. Lineage: Eukaryota; Metazoa; Chordata; Lepidosauria; Squamata; Anguidae. Bases 278 to 832 code for a protein of 184 amino acids. Gene Ontology annotation, molecular function: GTP binding; GTPase activity; GDP binding. Gene Ontology annotation, biological process: Rap protein signal transduction; cellular response to cAMP; negative regulation of synaptic vesicle exocytosis.